Messenger RNA from Soboliphyme baturini, 240 nucleotides. NCBI's taxonomy places the organism in Eukaryota, Metazoa, Nematoda, Enoplea, Dioctophymatida, Soboliphymatidae. The record is from the annotation of a GenBank genome assembly.
AUGGUUCACCUCAGAUUGUACUCCUUGGUCAUUGUCGCCCUACUCGUGCUCAUGCAGACGAUUCUAGCAGACUCGCGAAGAAUGCCUGCACACGUCCGAAACCGUCGACAAUUUGGCUUUGGCCCUUUCGGUGGCGGCUUUGGCCCAUUCGGUGGCUUUGAUCCAUUCUUCGGAGGCGGAAUGUGGGGAAAUCCGUUUUUUGGUGGUAUGGGGAUGGGAAUGCCUUUUGGAUAUUGGUAG